UUGAAGUUAAGUUUCGAUGUUAUGAAGUCGUAAUUUGUCGUCUGCUGAUAUUUUAUAUUUAAAAUAAAUUUAAAAUUAUAUUCUUAAUUUGAAAAGAUGGGAUCGAGUGCAAUUACUGCAAUUUCUAUUGGUUUAUGUUUGGUGCUAGUUUCUGUAUAUUUUGCAUCGGAUUCUUACCGUAUUUUCCAAAAUAUACUUGUUACUACUGGACUAAAUGAAAAUUCUUAUGUGAAAAGGGCUUUGAACUUCCUUGAACUAAAUGAGGAAAAUCAGGAUUCACUUAAAUCAAAAAGUCAUGUAAAGGAAGAUGCUAAAAGUUCUCAAUUACUUCUUACACCGGAAGAAUUAAAAUUAUACAAUGGAGGACCGGACAGUAAAGGUUUAUAUUUAGCAAUAUUGGGUGAAGUUUUUGAUGUGCAAAAAGGGGCGCAGCAUUAUAAACCUGGAGGAGGAUAUGGUUUUUUCGCCGGUAAGGAUGCUUCCCGAGCUUAUAUUACUGGUGAUUUUUCUGAAGAAGGGUUAAUUGAUGAUGUUAGUGACCUGGAUUCAAAAUCUUUAGCUAGUUUAGAAGACUGGAUAUCAUUUUAUAAAGAAGAAUAUGAGCAUGCUGGAAAAUUAAUUGGCAGAUAUUAUAAUAAAAAUGGUGAACCAACUAAAGAAUUAUUAUCAAUAAAACAAAAGAUGAAUUCAGUGAAAGAGAAUAAAUAUACUGAAUCAAAAAAUAAAGAAGUUUUUCCUCCUUGUAAUUCUGAAUGGAGCAAAGAAAAAGGAAGCAGAGUUUGGUGUACUAAAAAAAGUGGAGGAAUAGAUCGUGAAUGGGUAGGAGUACCACGAGAACUUCAUACUCAAGGAAAAGAUCCUCGUUGUGUAUGUGUGAAGAAUUUUGGACCAUCUUCUUCUGAUCCCAAUGCACAACAGCAUAAAAAUAAUGGUGAUUUGGAUCAUCCUGAUUUAAAAGAGUAUCCUGGAUGCCCUUCAUCAUCUGAAACUUGUGCUGUUGCUCAUCCUUAAUUUGAUCCACUACAAUGAUUUGUUGUCAAAAGAAUUCCAGCCAAUCAAUUUAUAUACAUGAAUCUUAUUUUGUAUUUUGGUGUGAAUGCUUUUUUGAAUGUGUCAUGGAUUGUUGAUCAUUGUGCUAUGUAUUCAUAUGUCCAAGUCAGGAAGCACUGAGAAUGAUGCAAAUAUUUUGAUAUAUUUUUAUAUUUUAUAAUAUAAAUAUUUGAAUUAACUAGUUGUAUAUUUUAGGAAAAUUCUGUUUUGCUCUUUCUUUGAGUUUUUUUUUUGUUUUUUUAAAAACAAUUUUAUUGUUAGAAAUUGUACAUAAAAAUGUUAUUUUAAAAAUCCUUCAUCCCUCUAUUGCCAUUUACUCCUUUAUGAUUUUUGUACUUUUUAAAGAAAAAUUCUUUAGAUAAAGAUACU
Argiope bruennichi is the source of this 1419-nucleotide messenger RNA. Its product is annotated as neuferricin-like. Gene Ontology annotation, cellular component: membrane; endomembrane system. NCBI's taxonomy places the organism in Eukaryota, Metazoa, Arthropoda, Arachnida, Araneae, Araneidae. Bases 97 to 1011 code for a protein of 304 amino acids. The transcript is spliced from 4 exons. The record is from RefSeq and is a predicted model, not a curated record.